Messenger RNA from Cydia amplana, 2361 nucleotides. Its product is annotated as serine/arginine repetitive matrix protein 2. The coding region runs from base 41 to 2350 and encodes 769 amino acids. Gene Ontology annotation, biological process: mitophagy by internal vacuole formation; mitochondrial protein catabolic process. The record is from RefSeq and is a predicted model, not a curated record. The transcript is spliced from 12 exons. NCBI's taxonomy places the organism in Eukaryota, Metazoa, Arthropoda, Insecta, Lepidoptera, Tortricidae. Gene Ontology annotation, cellular component: mitochondrial outer membrane.
GCGACGCCACGGUGUCGCGCGAUGGGCUGACUCUUCCACCAUGGAGAAGGAGAGUCGCGAGCGCAUCAGGCGCGGGCGCGAGGCGCGCGGCACGUCGCCCCGCGCGGCGCUGCGCCGCGUGCUGUUGCUGGCCGAGGGCAGGCAGUUCCGCGAGGCGGCCGCCGUGGUGGCCAGGGCGGGCAGCGGGGUGCUAGCGCCGCUCGCCGCCGAUCUGCCGCUGGACCUGCUAGCAGACAGCCUGCCGCACUCCGCUGUACUCAUCGAGCUGCUGCUCAACAGGCUGGUGGAGUUGGACGUGUCACCGCGGCCGUCGCUGCCGGUGGAGGCGCUGGCGUGGCGGCUGGCGGCGCUGCUGGGCGGCCCGGCGGGUGCCGGCGAGGCUGCGCGGCUGGCGGGAGCGGCGCGAGCGUUGGCGCGCUACCAGCCCGCGCUGCCCGCGGCGGUGGACGCGCGGCGCCGGCAGCUCGACCAGGCCGUACACGGUCUGGGCACUCAUGGCCUGACCGCGGCCGCAGGUGACGGCGGCGACAGCGAGCUGGUGUCGCUGCACGCCGCCCUGCGCGACGCGCUCGCCGCCCACGUGGAGGCGUACAAGCAAGCGCUGCACAAAGUUCAGGAGCUGAGCGCCGUGACGGCGGUGACGGCGCCCGCCGCCUCCUCGCACCAGCGCUUGCUGGCGCUGCCGGCGGCGGACGUGGAGCGGCGGCUGAUCGACAACGCGUCGCUGCUGGCGGCGGUGCGGCGCGCGCCGCCCACGCUGGCCGCGCUGGCGGCGGCGCUGGACGCGCGCGUCGCCGCCGACAAGCAGGUGCUGGCGUGCGCGGGGUUAGUGCGCCGCGCCGACCCGCACAACCAUAAACCACCGCCCGCUAACGACACUAGGCCGGUGGCUGGCGUGCUGAUGAGCUACUCCCGCGGCUGCGCCACGCUGCUUUCCCUGAUGACGGACGGCAAGGGCCCGGCGCCGUCCGGCGCGCAGCCGGAGCCGGGCCCGGAGCCGGAGCCCGCGCCGGAGCCGCCGCGCUCGCCGCCGGACUCGGCCAGCGACGGCUACCACUCCGACAGCGACCACUCGCACCCCGCCCCCGACAGGUACGUGUUGACUCGUCCGGUACGUGUUGACUCGUCCGGUACGGAGCCGGGGCCGGGUCCGGAGCCGGAGCCCGCGCCGGAGCCGCCGCGCUCGCCGCCGGACUCGGCCAGCGACGGCUACCACUCCGACAGCGACCACUCGCAUCCCGCCCCCGACAGGUACGUGUUGACUCGUCCGGUACGUGUUGACUCGUCCGGUACGGAGCCGGGGCCGGGUCCGGAGCCGGAGCCCGCGCCGGAGCCGCCGCGCUCGCCGCCGGACUCGGCCAGCGACGGCUACCACUCCGACAGCGACCACUCGCAUCCCGCCCCCGACAGUCCGGAGCCGGAGCCCGCGCCGGAGCCGCCGCGCUCGCCGCCGGACUCGGCCAGCGACGGCUACCACUCCGACAGCGACCACUCGCACCCCGCCCCCGACAGGUACGUGUUGACUCGUCCGGUACGUGUUGACUCGUCCGGUACGGAGCCGGGGCCGGGUCCGGAGCCGGAGCCCGCGCCGGAGCCGCCGCGCUCGCCGCCGGACUCGGCCAGCGACGGCUACCACUCCGACAGCGACCACUCGCACCCCGCCCCCGACAGGAGCAGCGUUGUGGCGGGCGCGGUGGCCGCGUACGGCGAGGCGUGGGCCGGCGCGGCGGCGCGCUGGCUGCCCGCGCUGGCCAACCUGCCGUGUCUCCGCCGCGCUCCGGCCUUGCCGCACAAGAUCGUCUUCUCCGUGGUGGUGUUAUCGUUCCGCGCGGCGAUAAGUCUGCGCGACAAACGACUGGCCGAGGUGAAGGCGCUGCUGGGCGCGGACGACCCCCCGCACCCCGCGCAGGCGACGGCGGGGGAGGACAGCGGCUCCGAGGGCGCGGGGGCGGGGGAGGAGGCGUUAGCGCGGCUCACGGCGGCCGCUACCAGAGUAUUACGGGCGAAGGCGCAUGUCACGCCGCUGCAUGAUGCCGAGCGGACCGUCGUCACACAGGUGGCGAGCACACUGCGCGAGUACACGGGCCUGGCGGAGAGCUCGGCGCUGCGCGCGCUGACGGCGGCGUGCUGCCGCGCCGCGUGGAGGCUGGUGCUGGCGGCGCCGCAGCUCCGACUCGACACCGACUUCACCGCCACACGCUUCGACCCCGAGAAGCACGUGGUGUGGGUGGCGGGCGCGGGGCGCGCGGCGGCGGCGGGCGGCGCGCGCGGGCAGCCCAUCCGCAGCUUCGUGUGGCCCGCACUGCUCGACCGCCAGCGCGUGCUGUUCCGCGCCGUCGUGCUGGUGUGACGGCGGCGGGC